AUGGCAGGCGAGGAGCGGAAGAAAAAGGUGCUUAUCGUAGGCGCGGGUGCUGCUGGCAUGUCAUGCGCCUACCACCUGUCGAACCAUCCUGAGAAAUUCGACGUCACUGUCAUCGAAGCCGCCAACUACUGCGGCGGUCAAGCCUUCUCCAUCCCCCUUGACAAGCAGAAGCACGGGGCAUCAUGGCUCAACCAAGGCGUUCAAGGUGGUUCUUACAUCUUCCACCACACCAUGACGAUGUUCGCCCGUCAGGGGUACGCUGCCAACCCUGUCAAGCUUCAAGUCUCCUUCGGUAAGGAUAAUAGGUUCUGGACGAACGUAUAUCCCACCAAGCUCCUGGAACGACACCAAAGCGAAGUCAAGCGCUUUUACCGGAUGCUAUCCUUCCUUCGAUGGUUCGAGCUGAUCUUCGCGUUGCUGCCCAUCAAAUACCUGAUGAAGCUCUUCUGGUUCAGCUACGAGUUCGCGAACACGGUUGCUCUGCCCAUGGUAGCCCUGUUUCUGGGCACUGGAAACUACACGCCUGACGUACCCACCAUAAUCCUCGAGCGACUGUGCACAAGUCCGACAUAUGGAAUGUGGUAUCCAGCUGAUAAGGAGAGCAUCGCCAGUAACUUGCCACCCAUGAUUGUUUUUCCAAACUUUAGCAAUUUUUACGAGGACUGGCGCGAGGAUCUGGUGAAGAGAGGGGUAAACAUUCGACUGUCUACCGAGGUAACCCAGAUACUGAGUCGCGACAAGAAUGGAGUGGUGGUCAAGACUAUCAAGCGGACCCCAAUGCCGGACAACCAUAACCCUACGAGCGCUUGGGCAACUGAGGAUCCGGUCAUGAACGCUGAUGCCGACGCCGAAGAGACAACCGAACACUAUGACGAGAUUGUAAUCUGCUGCCUUGCCGACACAGCCAAACGCCUCCUUGGCCGAACCGCCUCCCUCCGCGAGCGCCAAGUCCUAGGCUCCGCCAAGUUUUCCGACGACAUCACCAUCACCCACCACGACUCCUCCUACAUGCGCAAGCACUAUGAGAACUUCUUCAAUCCAUCCCAAGCCGUCACAUCCCUUUCCGGCGUCGACCACUCCUCCCGUGUUAAGUUCGCCCGCGACAACUUCCGCCCCAUGUACUACAUCAAGCCCUACGACGCCGACCUGACCAAGCUCGAGAUGUGCUUUGACUGCACCAACUACCAGGCCCAGUUCCCGCCCGAGGUUGACUUUGACAACCACGUGUUCCAGACCAUCUACCUCAACAAGCAGCGCGACGGACAUCUCUGGACUGACGACGAGAUCGACGAGUCAAAGAUCAUCCGCAAGGACUGGUGGCAUCAGCUAUGUCACUCGUGGACGCACUACGCUUUUGUGGUGCCCUGGAUGUGGCUGCUCCAAGGAAGAAGGCACACGCGGUUUGCAAGCUCGUGGACGAUGAUCAAUGCGCAUGAGGUGGCAGUCAUGAGCGGGAUUGCGGCCGCGGUCGAUUUGGGGGCACAGUACCCAGAGGAUCUGGAAAGGGACGGGUUUGCCCUGUUGAGCUUUAGGCUGUAUUACCUGCUGAUAUAUGGACGGUGGUAUAGGAGGAAGGUGAAGAAGGAGGAUAGGAUGGGGGAGGGACACGAGUGGGCGUCGGGGCUAUAUGGGAGCGUUUACAAGGGGCCAGGUGUGAUAGAGAAGGAAAGAGAGAUGUGGAGGGAGGAGAGGGCCAAGGAGGAAUGA
Molecule: messenger RNA, 1707 nt
Organism: Neurospora hispaniola
Lineage: Eukaryota; Fungi; Ascomycota; Sordariomycetes; Sordariales; Sordariaceae
Exons: 3
Coding region: 1-1707 (568 amino acids)
Molecular function (GO): oxidoreductase activity
Source: RefSeq, a predicted model, not a curated record